AUGGCCCAAACGGUGUUGCCUUGGUGGAACUGGUCAUAUAAGCAGCUCGGAACAAACAGCUUGGACGAGAAGCGACCAAGCAGCUCCCAUUCGGAGGAAGAAGAUAAACAACGGCAAACCCUAGCGACACAACAGUGGUUUCUCUGGACCUUUCGGAGAACAGCAAUAUGCGCCACUGCUGCCAUCGUUUCCAUGGGCGUUCUGAUAGCACUGGGCAUGCACUUUGGAGCCCAUUCGACCAAGAGCAAGUCACAGAGCCAGAAUCCCGUUCGCUUGUGUGGGAACUCGUCCGCCGAGGCUCUAUCUCUUGGAUGCAGUUUCGACCAGCUGCUAUGGGCGUGGCUUCCCCCAGGCUGCCCUCACUACGCGAACGACGAGUUUUUGACUGCCGAAGAAUGGAAGUACUACGUCGAUCCUUUCGGCAAUGAGCAGGCCGUGGGCGAGAAUUGGGCGAAGGCGUUGGACAAUCACAAGGAUCUCUGGGGCGAGCGGAGAGAGCAUCUGACCCACUGCGUCUAUGUCUUCCUCAGCUUGGGCCAAAUCAUACGGGAUGGCACGUCAUAUCCUCCCAAGCUUGUAGCGUACGAGCAUCUGCACCACUGCGCGAAUAUUAUCCUGGAGUCCAUGAGGCAGGACAAAAACUGGAAUACGAUGGAGACGUCCGUAGGAAGGGUUUCUUACGAGGAGUCCUGUUAG
Molecule: messenger RNA, 696 nt
Organism: Colletotrichum orchidophilum
Lineage: Eukaryota; Fungi; Ascomycota; Sordariomycetes; Glomerellales; Glomerellaceae
Exons: 1
Coding region: 1-696 (231 amino acids)
Source: RefSeq, a predicted model, not a curated record